AUGCCAGCCGAGCAUCCACAACGUCUUUCUCGUUCGCCUUCUUGGUGGGAACGAUCCAUCGUGAAGCGAUCUACCUAUGCGAUUGACAAUCUCGUAGAGACCAUGAUGGGAGAAUCGACCUUUCUGCAACGGCAAGAAGAAGAAGAGUCCUCAUCUUCCGUUCUUCAAUUGGAUAGAAGUCAAGUCCAAGUGGGAGCCAUGUUGGGCAAGGGUAGCUUCUCGGUCGUUUCGGAAGUGACUGGUUUGAACUUGGACCAGUCCACAGCAGCAGCAUUCUCCGCGCAAACAGGAGAAGAUCAACAGCAAGACACUGACUUGUGCUUGUCGUCCGUCUUGUCCCAUCUCGUCGAGGAACAAGAAGAAGAAAUGCCCCACAGCCACAAGCGACAGUACGCCAUUAAGCAUUUGCGUCCCGACUUGAUCCCCAAAAGCGGCGACCCGGAACACUUUCAAGCGGCAGCCAGUGAUCUCAUCAUGGAGGCCAAAUACCUUUCAUCCUUGAAUCAUCCCGGCAUUCUCAAGCUUCGUGCCGUCGCCCAGGGUGGUUCCGCCGCGUUUUUAACCAAUGGAGGAGACUAUGACGGCUUUUUCAUCAUCACGGAUCGUUUGCAAGGGACACUCAAAGAUAAGAUUCUGGAGUGGCAAUGCCUACAACAGGAAGAGAGUCUCUUGGAAUGUCUUCACAUGGCAGCACACGAUCACUCGCCAUCAUCAUCAGCAGCACCCAGAACAUGGGAAGAAGAAUGCAAGGAAGACAACCUGACGGCUUUGACUUGCAGUACCAACAAUCCCCGCAGACUAUUGCUGGAAAAGUUGGACUUGGCACUCCAAUUGGCACGGGCAUUGCAAUAUAUGCACGAACGUCGCUUGAUAUACCGCGAUCUCAAACCGCAAAACAUAGGCGUUACCGAUGACAAUACCGUGCAACUCUUUGACUUUGGAUUCACCCGCGAGUUGCCACCCUGCAAUUUCAUGUCGUACGACGACGAAGAACUUGCUGCCACCGAGGAAGACGACGACGACUUGCUGUAUUUCAUGUCGGGCAAGGGGUCCUUAAUGUACCUUGCACCCGAAGUGCUGUACAAUGGACGGUACAAUCGCAAGGCAGAUUGCUAUUCGUUUGCCAUGGUCUUUUACGAGCUCCUCACGCUCAACAAACCCUUCACGUCCGUCACCAACCAACAAAUCUUUCGGGAACUCAUUGUUCGACACAAGGCCCGCCCGUCCCUGGAGCUUGCCGAGAUUCCAGCUUCGGUACAAGACUUGCUGCGAAACGCGUGGAAUAACACCGUCUCCCAACGAUGGACCAUGAAACAGAUUUGUGAGCGUCUUGAGGAUAUCAUUAUCGAGGAAACCCAGCAGCUGGAUCGACAUGGAAUGGAAGUUUCAGAGGAAGAACUAGAAGAACACAUUAUCACUCCAGCCACCAGUCCUUUGUGCGGUGGCGAGAUGGUCGAUUUGGUGCUCGACUUUGCCAGAGACGUUCGACUGGGAUUCCAGAUUCUCACAGGGCAAGACAAGACGUUGUCGUUGCGAUCGGGUCCGAUGGAAGCCCUCUUCGAAGAAGAAGACGAAGAGGAUUCCUUGGUGGACAUGUUGAAUGACAUGUUGGCUGCUCCUCAAGAAGAAGACAAUGUGGUUCCAACCAUUGAGCGUCAGGGAACGGACUUGUCAAACGCGACCAUGGCCACAGAAGAACCUUUGGAAGUGACUUUGGAAGAGGCCUUUUCGACAUCGGCGGACCACUCGCACAAGGAGAACCAGCCCAGUGCUGAGGAAGACCAACGCAUCGACGAGCACAGCAGCUACAAGGUGCCGGAAGAGCGCUGCCCGCCAUCUCCUCCAUUGGAGAGGACUACCAGUGCCCCAGCGGCACCAAACGGCAAGUCAAGGGUCCUCGGCGAUAUUCAAGUCCUCCAAGUCCCAUACGGCCUCCCACCCAGGCAUCAUCAUCAGAGUGCCACCAUGAAGCCAUCCAGGAGGCAAUCCUAUCAUGGCAAUGGACUCCUCCCAACUCCUCCUCCACCGGAAAGGCCACAACGAAGACAGUCCUAUAAUGGUGACAUGUUCUCGGAUGAUGGCCCACAGUGGAUAUCCUCUGUUCCAGCUUUCUAA
This is a messenger RNA of Seminavis robusta, 2115 nucleotides long. Lineage: Eukaryota; Bacillariophyta; Bacillariophyceae; Naviculales; Naviculaceae. The record is from the annotation of a GenBank genome assembly.